This is a messenger RNA of Urocitellus parryii (Arctic ground squirrel), 2068 nucleotides long. The record is from RefSeq and is a predicted model, not a curated record. NCBI's taxonomy places the organism in Eukaryota, Metazoa, Chordata, Mammalia, Rodentia, Sciuridae.
AGCGCGAGUUCCGAGCGACCCGGAGCAGCGCUGCGGAUACAAAGGCGCCGGGCCGAGCCGGGCGCCCCGGAGCCCACCCGGCAGGUCGCAGCGGCGGGAGCGCCGCUUGAUUUUCUCUGAGAAAAGCCCACCCUUCCAGCAAAAUAGAGUCCCUCAGGGUGACGGUUGACUUCCUAAAGGUGCCUCUUGGCCUGAAGAAGCCGGUGCUGAAGGAGGUGGCUGUGGGGCCCCCCAAAAGGCCCCAGCCUGCGGCCCUGGAGCGCUACAAGGCGCGGCGUUCCGACGCCAUGGACACCGAGUCCCAGUACUCGGGCUACUCCUACAAGUCGGGCCACUCCCGCAGCUCCCGCAAGCACAGGGACCGCCGGGACCGACACCGCUCGAAGAGCCGAGAUGGGAGCCGUGGGGACAAGUCGGUCACCAUCCAGGCUCCWGGAGAGCCCUUGCUGGACAAUGAGUCCACGCGGGGGGAUGAACGGGACGACAACUGGGGAGAAACCACCACGGUAGUCACGGGUACCUCUGAGCACAGCAUCUCCCACGAUGACCUCACACGAAUCGCCAAGGACAUGGAGGACAGUGUUCCACUGGACUGCUCCCGUCACCUGGGUGUGGCUGCAGGGGCCACGCUGGCGCUGCUCUCCUUCCUCACCCCGCUGGCUUUCCUGCUGCUACCCCCACUGCUGUGGCGGGAUGAGCUGGAGCCGUGCGGGACCGCCUGCGAGGGCCUCUUCAUUUCAGUGGCCUUCAAGCUGCUCAUCCUGCUGCUGGGCAGCUGGGCUCUGUUCUUCCGCCGGCCCAAGGCCUCGCUGCCCCGGGUCUUCGUGCUGCGCGCCCUGCUCAUGGUGCUCGUCUUCCUGCUCGUGGUCUCCUACUGGCUCUUCUACGGCGUGCGCAUCCUGGAUGCCCGGGAGCGCAGCUACCAGGGCGUGGUGCAGUUCGCGGUGUCCCUGGUGGACGCCCUGCUCUUCGUGCACUACUUGGCCGUGGUCCUGCUGGAGCUGCGGCAGCUCCAGCCCCAGUUCACGCUCAAGGUCGUGCGCUCCACCGACGGGGCCAGCCGCUUCUACAACGUUGGCCAUCUCAGCAUCCAGCGCGUGGCAGUGUGGAUCCUGGAGAAGUAUUACCAUGACUUCCCUGUCUACAACCCUGCCCUCCUCAACCUGCCCAAGUCCGUCCUGGCCAAGAAAGUGUCUGGCUUCAAGGUGUAUUCUCUCGGAGAGGAAAACAGCACCAACAACUCCACAGGCCAGUCUCGGGCUGCGAUYGCAGCGGCGGCCCGGCGGCGGGACAACAGCCACAAUGAGUACUACUACGAAGAAGCUGAACACGAGCGCAGGGUGCGCAAGCGCAGGGCCAGGCUCGUCGUAGCCGUGGAGGAGGCCUUCACUCACAUCAAGCGACUGCAGGAGGAGGAGCAGAAGAACCCCAGGGAGGUGAUGGAUCCCCGCGAGGCAGCCCAGGCCAUCUUUGCAUCCAUGGCCCGUGCCAUGCAGAAGUACCUUCGGACCACCAAGCAGCAGCCUUACCACACCAUGGAGAGUAUCCUGCAGCACCUGGAAUUCUGCAUCACGCACGACAUGACCCCCAAGGCUUUCCUGGAGCGGUACCUGGCAGCUGGACCCACCAUCCAGUACCACAAGGAACGCUGGCUGGCCAAACAGUGGACACUGGUGAGCGARGAGCCGGUGACCAAUGGGCUUAAGGAUGGCAUCGUUUUCCUCUUAAAACGCCAGGACUUCAGCCUGGUGGUCAGCACCAAGAAGGUGCCCUUCUUCAAACUCUCCGAGGAAUUCGUGGAUCCCAAGUCACACAAGUUUGUCAUGAGGCUGCAAUCGGAGACCUCCGUGUGAUCAUGCAACUGCAGGGGAGUGGGAGACUCGGGCGCUUCUGCGGGGUGGGAGAGGGGCUUGGUUCUCAGGCCCCGCCACGUUCCCGCUGCCCUUUUCCCUCUUGCUCUUGUUUUUUUACUUGAAUUAACUCACCCCUCGCCCUGUCUCCUUCCCUCUUCCUUGUUUUGCCCACGUGAACCUGGAGAGAUCAUCCUGCUGUUAACAGUACCUGGGAA